UCGAUUAGUGUAAACGAGCUGUGUAAUAAAUCGUCUUGUCUACAGCUAUUUACCUACAUAGAUAUCAAGUACUGAUUCGGAGCUGCUGCUGCUGCUGUGAAUCAGUUGGCUCGGCUUGUGUUGUCUGCCGUUUAGUGUUUACCACCGUUUACCGAUUAUUGUUUACUGUUUACUGUUUAGUCGAUGUUGUUUGGCCAACAGCUACCAGCGGCUUUAGUUUGGUGUACAAAGUAAAAAGAAUAAAAAAUCGUUAAAUUUUCUUUGCAUAGUGUAUUUGAGAUACGAAUUAACGCGGAUAAUAAGCAAAACGAAAUUAUUUUUCGGGCAAGAUCCAAAUGCAUCGCCCACGUCUAUGAUGAUUUCGUCGGUCGAAAUCUACACUAGAAAACAAGAAUCGGCCAUUAUGUAAUCAAAAUCACAUUCAAUAUACAUUAUAAUUUGAUUAAACGGGUGCGACCGUAAAUUAGUAAUAUUGUGCACGAGGACAAACACAAAAAUCAUCAUGAAAGUUGGUUUUCUCAACUUUGGUAAUGAUUGCACUUAUUAAUGAUGCCAAGUGAACAAAUGAACCUAGUUGUGUUUAACCAUGGGUUGAUUUCAGAAUGAAAAAGAUGACAUAUGAACGGGUUCUACUACAUGUAACUGCUUGUCAUUCCAUUAGUUCAAUAAACUUAAAUGGAAAUCAGCAUGUAGUAUGGACGUGAAUUUGGACGAACCUCCAUUUCUCGCAGUCGGUACUGAGGUCAGUGCAAAGUAUAAAGGAGCAUUUUGUGAAGCAAAGAUCAGGAAAAUCUCAAAAUCAGUCAAAUGCAAGAUUCAAUAUUCAAAUGGACAGGUUUCAUUUGUGGCUGACGAUGCAGUAAAAGGACAACUUAAGAUUGGUGCAAAUGUCGAAGUAAAAUGUAAUGAGAAGAAAGAAUUAUUAGAAGGAAUAAUUCAAAAAAUACAGGACCAUAGUCAAUACACUGUUGUGUUCGACGAUGGCGAUAUUACAUGUUUAAAAAGAUCCGCGUUGUGUUUAAAAAGUGGGAAACAUUUUGCUGCUAGUGCAACUCUCGAUCAACUUCCCCUUACUCAUCCCGAACAUAUUACUAGUCCAACACGAAACACUAUUGUUUAUGGACGUAGGAGUCGAAAGCAUAAGAAAUCUGUUGGGGAAAGUGGAGAAGAAGAAAUUUUAGAAAUGGAAGAAAAAGACAUUGGUAAAGUGGUGUGCAUAGAGUCCAAUGACAAGAAAAAAGUCAGAGACAAUUGGUUUCCUGGGUUAGUAGUAGCGCCUACUGCUCAAUCUGCAGUCAAAACAAACGUUUUGGAAGACUACUUGGUUCGUUCUUUCAAAGAUGGAAAAUACUAUACAGUUCCAAAAAAAGAAAUUACAGAAUUUACAAAAGAAAUAGCCGCCAAAGUAGAAAAUCCUACUUUAAAAACUGCUGUUGAAAAAGCGAUUUUAUAUCUGGACAAAGAUGAACUUCCGCCACAUUGGGACCGUGACUUACUGUUUGGGCUCGAAAAAAACUGUGUCACGACAGACAGUGAAGGCGCCUAUGAUAGUGAUAACUCUGAUGAAGAAUCUAUUGAAGAGAAAGACCAUUUUGUGGCACAAUUAUUCAAAUUUAUGGAUGACCGAGGGACACCUUUAAACCAAGCACCUAUGAUUAACGACAAAGAUGUUGAUAUGUACAAACUGUUUAAGGUUGUCAACAACUUGGGCGGCUUUAACAAAGUCGGUAAAUGUAAACAAUGGAAAACUGUGGCACAAAAGGUUGGCCACGAACAGUCUGUUUUUUCUGUCAAACAAUAUUACCAACAGUAUCUGCAUAGUUUUGAAGAUUUCUAUCGAAAACUCGGCUGUACAAUGCUAAGUCAUCCCAGAGGAGUGAGAUCUCGAAGCAGAUUUAGUCGCAGUAUCAUUCGGGAUGUGGAUAAAGCGUUACCCGGCACAUCGACCUCAAGCAGCUCCGAUAAAAACAGGCAAACGACUGCUGCCAUUAAAUUAGAACCUAAGGAAAAAAAAGAAAAAGUAGAAACUUUAAUAAAGGAAGCCGACAUCGCCAAAGAAUCGGCAACACCAAAAAAACCUUCCAAAGCUUUAAAAGUCGAAGACAAGGUUGCAUCAACUCUGAAGAGUAGUGAUGAACAUGUUACUAAGAAAGUAGAUAAGAAAAGAGACAGACCUGAAACAAUCGGGAAGGAAACGGAACCGAUUGUCAAAGAACCGUCGGUACCAAAAAAACCCUUGAAACCUGUAAGGGUAGAAGAAAAGGUAGCGGCAACAUUAAAGAACAACGAUGAAAUUCCACCCAAAAUUGACAGGAAGAAAGAAAAGUCAGAAAUCGUUUUGAAAGAAAUGGAAAUGGCUACAGAGUCCGUGACUAAAAAGCCAAGUAAAACGAAAAUAGAAGAAACAAUUACUUGUCCUGGUAAUAGUGCUCGAAACAAAUCUACUGUUAAAAGUGAAUCAGUACUGACUGAAUCAAAAGAUGCUCCUAAGGACAGCAAGGUUAAAAAGGAAUUUAAAGAAGCUACCGUUAAAAAAGAAGAAGAAAAAACUAUUGAGGAAUCUAACGUUAUUAAAAACGAAACAAAGCCUGCAGACAAGGCGGACGAAAAGAAGAAAUACUCACGAAAUCUUUUUGGAAAAUCGAUGCGACGAAGAAUUAAAAAAGAAAAAGUAGAAAAAACUAAACCAAUAGAAACUGGACUGUCGGGCAUAAGAAAAAUGAGAUCUAUCAAAGAGCAAAUAAAAACGUUUGUUAAAGUAAUAACGCCAUCGUUUAAAAAACCCAAAAGAGGAGCUUCUGCUAACCAAAUUGAAGUUCCAGCCAAACCAAAAAUCGAAGAGGAACUACCAAAGUUGACUCGUUCCAAGUCUAAAGAUGAGCUACCGACAAGAGCAAGAAAAGUAUCUGUGAGCCCCAUGAGUUCUUACGUGCCAUGUGGAUCGACAGUAGAGGUAGCAAAUAAAAUCAAAAAGGUCGACGAAGGAUCUGAAAAGAAAAAAUCCAUCAGGAAGAAAAAAGAAGAUAAAGACGAUAAGCCUGUAUUGAACGAUUCUCUAAUGAACAGCGACGUUGAAUAUUGUGACAAAGAUACAAUUGUGUCAGUUGGAGAUAAUUUGGUUGUUUACUACGGUGAUAAACAUGCUACUACUUACGAUGCUAAAGUUCUUAAUGUAUGCGACAUUGAGGGUGUCAAGAAAUACUAUGUCCAUUACAAAGGAUGGAAUUCUCGUUACGACGAAUGGAUUGAUUUAACACGCAUCGCAUUGAAAUCUAAAGCACCAGAACCAGAACCGGAUGUCGAUAACGACGGUGACGAUUCGUCCAAAAGUGAACAAAAGAACAUGGACAUGAAAAAAAUGCCUCCCGUGAGCAUGACCAGCAGGACAAGGAGAUCGUUGACUCCGUGUAUGUCCUACGCGGGCGGCCGCAAAAAGUCACCGUUUGGCAGUUCUCGGCCGACCAGAACCUGCACGAUGGUCGACCAACCGCUGUCGUCAAUCGGCAAGUACACUAUUAGAGAUAAUUCAGAUUCGGAAAGCGAGUAUUCGGGCAAUUUGGGAUUGGCCAAACAGUACAACAAAAGAAACCAUCAGUCGUUGAAGAUAUCCAAGGCUGAGAGAGACGACGGGUCGCCGACCAAGACGGGCGAUUCGCCGGAAUCGGACGGGCAAAAGAAAUCGCUUUACCCGAAAACGUAUCCCAGCAAAGAAGCGCUGUUGCAACGUUCCGGUCCCAAGAAACCGAAAAUCUGCGGCUUCCGGUCACACGGCGCCGAUAACAAACCGUCGGACGGAUCGAAAAUCAGUGGCGGCGAGAAGGCGACGCCCAAGAAACAACAACCGCUGCCCACCCUGCCGCCGGCCGCCGAGUGCGGUACGCCGUCAUCGAAGACGCUGACCAAGAACAAAGACGACGAAGACGUGGACGGCAUUGGCGGCGACGUCGACGAAGACGACGACGAGGACGAUGACAACUGCAUUAUGAAAAACGAAGCCAAAUCCGCCGUCAUCCACUAUCCGUCGCCAAGGGAAAAAUCCGAACGGAACGCUGAUCGUCGCCAACCGUCGACGACGCCCGAACUGCCUAGCGCGGCGGCUCUUGUCCGUCUAACCGCCGCCGAACGAAAACCAAUCGAGUCGUCUCACGUCAAGAAGUUGCCGAAACUGACCAAGUCGUCGUCCAGUAGCGUGGCGUAUUAUCAUUCGUCGUCGUCGUCGUCGUCGCUGUCGUUAUCGUCGACGUCUUCGUCGUCCGAAGACGAACAGAUCCAGCUCAAGACGAGAAUGGCCGAUGACAAAAAACCGCCGCCGUUGCUGAAGAAGCGGGGCGAAGAACCCAAACCGUCGGUGACCGGCACUGAUUUCGAUCUAAACGAGAUACGGUCCGAGAUGAAAGGGCUCACCACCGGUCAUGUACCUCCGCAGCCGCCAACUUUGUCGUCGAACGACGGCAACGUGGCGGUCGUCGCGGACGGAUCAUCGCCCGACGUCGAACCGCCGCGACUCAAGGCCGAGGUGCGAAGCCGGCGUGGCUCGACCGAAACGACGGAAGACAUUUACGAGUUCAAGGAACCGGAACCGUGCGAUUUACAGGCGCUGCCGUCGGCCAUCGACGAAAAGCGCGACCGUAGGCUAGUCAAGCAUUCCGAGCCGCCAAAGUUGUACUCGUUCGACAAACCGGUCGAACCGUCGACCCCGAUGGCCGCGGCGGCAGACGAUCCCGGCGCGCUGGACGUUUUCCGUUCCGUCAUACACUCGGGAUUGCCCACGGACAGCGUCGACCCCAAAGACGGACAUGACAAAACGGAACCACCCAGCGACCACCGGAAAACCGUAACGUCUCUACCGGUUGUCGACUGGCCGGCGGCAGUGACGGUCGUUACCGUUCCUGCGCCUAUGUUCGCCAGCAGACCCGUCGUCCGUCCGGACGAAGUGUUGGAUCUGUGCACGAAACCGAUCCUCUCCGUGCCGGCCAGCGAAGCCGCGUUCGUCGCCGGCAUUAGCAUCGUCGACUCCGACGAGGACACGGUUGACGACGAAGAGGACGAAGACGAAGAAGACGACGACGAUGCGAAAUUGGUGAUCGCCGAAAACGACAAAACCGAAAACGAUUACCCGAUGGAAAUGGUCGACGACGACGAGGACGUCGACAGAGAACAUGCAAUGUGGCCAAGCGAAGGACACCCGGCGGAAGACGGCUGUGCGCGGGACGCGAGCCCGCCACCGGUGGGCGACGCCGACGAGGAUUCUAAGGGUUCGGACACGGUCGAAAGGCACCAUAGCCGGACGCCCAAACAAGACGUGGACGACGAAAGCACCGUUUCUUGCAACGAGAACGACGACCAACAGAAUGUCGCCGACACCGUCCACCAGAGUGCUUUUCAAGUGUACGCCAGCGCCGCAGACCACCAGUCCGGCAAAACACCGGUGUACCAGCCGUUCAUGGACAACAACGACAGCACUCGUUCAGGAUACGACUUCGAGUUGAGUCCGACUUCGUCGACCACAGAGAGCGCCAAAGAGACCAUGUUCAAGUUGUCGUCGGGUGACGUGGUCGAUUUCAAAGAUCCGGCCAUAUCGGCAGCGGCCGCCGACCAACAGCGGAACCUGACCGGCAACGACCCGGAAACCCGAAAGGGCGUGUCGGAACUACAGUGCAGGGAAGAGAUUGUCGACGAAGAAACCUUGAACAAUGCUAUCGUUAGCAACUACGGUCGUAACGUUGAUUACGACAUACACAAGCCUAGCACAAGCAAAGGGUUUUUCAACGCCAUACACCAUCAACCUCAACAACAACCCGUUCUCGAACAUCAUUUCUAUAAAUCCAAAUCGCCUUCCAAAAUCAAGGCGGAUGGCAGUAGCGGUUUGUACGAACCAGGUUCGUCUAAGGGUAACGUUCCGUUCGACAGCGGCGCCGACAAGAAGGUCGUCUACGAAGACAAGUCGGUCACCAGCAAAGACUGUGGCAGCAGUAGUAGUUUAUACGACAACUGUGUACCGAGUACGAGCAAAUGUAAUUUCUACGAUACCAGCAUGCCGAGCACCAGCAAGGGUUUCUACAACCCGGAAGCCGACGUCAACAACGUAUUGUUUUGCGAAGAAACCAUACCAGGCAGCCCGACAGGCGCAGCCGAUGACCAAUAUGAUCAAGAAGACAGAAAGAAAUCGAUAAAUCAGUAUUACGAAGAAAGAGAAGCGGCAUCGGCCAUGUUUGCCAUGAACUUGGCGUUCCGCAAUUCGGCAAUCGCUUCCAAUGACAGCGAACCGCACGACUACGAUAUGCUUCAUGGGGACGGAAAUAUAGAUCAGAGACAUUUACGAUUCUUAGCAGAGGUUUCUAGUCGAGACGAAAGUUCGUUCUUUACCAAACCCGUAAUACCCGAACCACAACCAACAUCCGCCCCUGUCGAACAAGUCACGAAAGUAGAGAAACCUCAAGCCAAGCGCAAAAUCAGUAGCCACGAACACACAACAGGAAAACGCAACAAAGCACAAAUUGCUGCUGCACCGGAGCCCGAAAGCGAACGUUAUGACCAUAGCAAAAUACCGAUUCCCACUAAAGACGGUAAACCGCUGGUUACGUUCACACCAGAGAUGGAUUCGGCUCAACGUCAAGUGGUGAUUUUGGCCAAAAUCAACGAACUUCGAAAAGAUUACAACAUGGUCAAAGCGCGCAUUGUGGUGGUGGAUCGCAGGAGAAAGAAGAUCAGGAAACGCAAGAGGGAACUGGCGAAGAGCAACGCCGCAGUGAAUCCGAACAAACAGUCGCCAGCCGUUGCAACCAAAUAAGUCUCUCUACCAAUAACAACACAUUUUUGUAUAUAAUUUUUUUAAAUAAUUGCCCCCCUAGUGUACAUAAUUGUAAUAGUGGCGCCGUAAUGACAAUUGAUUUGUUGUUAAUACUAAUAUUAUUUCAUUAUUUAUCUAUUUUAAAUAAUUUAAUUAUUUUUUAUGUUCCUCUUUAGUGUCGGUUCAAGCGUUUUUUUUUUUUUUUUUGUAUAAGCGCUUGAUCUUACUAGACACGCCAUUGUUGUAUUAUAUUAAAUAAUAAUGAAAACUGAGACGAUCAAAUGUCUUUUAUCAAAUUUUUUAAUUGCACGUUAUAUUUUAUCAAAAUUUACUAGAUAUUUUAAUAUUUAGAUAAUAUUCGUAUAAUAAUUAAUAAAACCGUGUACACCCUAUAUAGAUUAUCAAUAAUAUUAUUUAAGUCGUAAAUUGUAUAUUGUAGUAUUACAUUAUUUAUUAUACUAGCAAAACAUAAUAUUGUUGUGAAAACAUUGUUUUCCGACUUUUAAAUUUUACCAAGAAUUAGAGAUAUGUAGUGUUAUUAUAGUUUGUAAAUAUAGACAUUUUUUUUUUUACUUUUGAAAAGAUUUUCGGCGUCACUAAUUUAUAUUAAAUUUUUAUGUACUGUAUCAUGGGAACAUUUAACGUAUUUAAGAUAACA
Adelges cooleyi (spruce gall adelgid) is the source of this 7448-nucleotide messenger RNA. RefSeq names its product AT-rich interactive domain-containing protein 4B-like. The transcript has 23 exons. Gene Ontology annotation, biological process: regulation of transcription by RNA polymerase II. Lineage: Eukaryota; Metazoa; Arthropoda; Insecta; Hemiptera; Adelgidae. The coding region runs from base 695 to 6790 and encodes 2031 amino acids. Gene Ontology annotation, cellular component: nucleus. The record is from RefSeq and is a predicted model, not a curated record. Gene Ontology annotation, molecular function: transcription cis-regulatory region binding.